AUGCACGCCCUCACCCGCCUCCUCUCUGCAGCCUCAGUUCGAAAGCCCCCUACCGCACCCAGCAUGUUGCAUCUCAUCUUCGACUUUGACGGCACCAUCACGCGCGCCGACACCAUCAACACGCUCGCCACGUCCGCCAUCGCCCUGCAGCGCUCCCGCACCGGCCGCGACCUCGCGCCAGCCUGGGACGCCGCCGUCCGCGAGUACCUGGCCGAGUAUGCAGCGCACAGAGACUCGUACGUGCCCGAGGAGCAGCGCCGGACCUGUGUGGGCCAGGAAGCGCGCUUCCUCAAGAGCCUCAAGGGCCUCGAGGAUGCCUCCCUUGACCGGGUGAGCCGGGCUGGCAUCUUCGCAGGGCUCUCCGAGGCCGACCUGCGCCAGCUGGGCGCCGAUGCCGCCGCCGCGGGAGACAUCGUCGUGCGGGACGGCUUCGGUGAGCUGCUCCAUCUGGCCCACCAAAGGGGCUGGAAGACGGAUAUUGUAUCCGUCAACUGGUCCUGCGCCUUCAUCAGCGGCGUCCUCGGCACUGCCAGCCACCAGUACCAAGACCAGCCGGUGCGCAUCAUCGCCAACGAAACGGAUCCCUUAAACGGGCACAUUUCCGGCCCCUCAUUCCUUGGCACCCGCUUGACUACCUCCACUGACAAGUUCCGCGCCAUGCGGCACCUUCUCGCCGGCCACGGCGACGACACACUCCACGUCGUCUACUUUGGGGACUCCACAACAGAUCUAGAGUGCCUCCUGCACGCGCGGCGGGCCGUCGUCCUCGCCUCCAAUGAAGAUCGCUCAUCUCUUUUGCAAACGCUGGGCCGCGUCGAUCAUCCCGUGGCACACAUCGACGCGCAACCGCCGCAUCAGGAGAGUCAAGCAAACAACUACACGUCCUGGGCGCGCGACUUCAACGAGGUCCUGGCCAGUCAUCUUUUCAGGGACACGGAUGAAUCGCGUUAA
This is a messenger RNA of Purpureocillium takamizusanense, 951 nucleotides long. RefSeq lists its product as uncharacterized. Lineage: Eukaryota; Fungi; Ascomycota; Sordariomycetes; Hypocreales; Ophiocordycipitaceae. The coding region runs from base 1 to 951 and encodes 316 amino acids. The transcript has a single exon. The record is from RefSeq and is a predicted model, not a curated record.